CAGUAUUCCUUAUUGAAAGGAUUGGAAAUGCACGUUUUUCACCAAUUGAUCAAAUUUCUAUCAAAGUAAAUAUUUUUCCACUAGAACAUUUAACUGUUUCUUUUUACUAAUUGCUGAAGAAAAGUGAAAAGUUUUAUCAUAAUCGAAGAGGUUGAGGGGGUGCCUCGUGGAAAAAUUUCGCUUUUCUGGGUUUUGGUAAAAACUGGCCUAACUGGAUGUUUUUGGAAAGAAAAGAGAGCAUGAUAAAGAAAAUAACAUGAUAGUUAUGGUGUAACAACACUAAUAAAGCAAAUUGAUAUGUGAUAAGCGAGGGCAAAUUAAAAUAUUAUUUAAAUUUUGUGGGUGGCAAAGAAAAAUACACAGAGAUAUCAGGGAGUAUUGUUCCAAUUUUUGUGUGUGAGCCAAAAGACGCCAAUGUCUUCUUGGAGAGCACAUAUAAGAAGCCUAGGUUCUCAGCUCGUGACUUCAGUUGGUGUUUUGUGGAAUAAGAAUGCUAUAGUGUCUCGACCAGGAAAUGUGGAUUAUCGUUCUAUUUUGUGGUUGUCUCCUACCUUCUGUGCUGGGACAACAAAGCUACAACAAUAACCCUGUGAAUGUGGGAACAUCUCCCAUAGUUGUGUCAUCGCCCAACUAUGCGAAUUAUUAUUCUCCUGGGUCUCGCUGCUCCUGGCCAAUUACCACUUUCUCAGACUAUCGUAUCAGACUCACAUGCACAGUAGUUCAGGUUCCAAAUCAAAAUAACGGCUGCCCAUUGGACUACAUUUCUGUAUCACGCACGGGUAGAGCAGAUCAUGCCGAUGGAUAUAGAUAUUGCGGAACUGGUACUUUUGAAGAGUUCUCUGACUACAACCAGAUGAACAUUGCACUAUUCUCCCAGCUCAAUUCCCCUGGAGGUAGAUUCUACUGUACUGUAAGGGCUUUCUUUGAACCAUGCAACUGUGGACGCAGAAAGAGUACUCGCAUUGUUGGAGGGCAGAAUGCAGCCGUUAAUGAAUUCCCAAUGAUGGUAGCUAUAUAUGAUCUCAAUACAAGAACCAUCAUAUGUGGUGCAACGCUCAUCUCCGAGCAACGUGCCGUUACUGCUCAACAUUGCCUUGCCAAUCAGACUCCAGGCUCUAUUGUUCUUGUUGUUGGUGAACAUGAUAUUAGUGUUGGAUCAGAUACUCCUUACACAGCUGUCUACAAUGUAGAAUCUUUCGUUUGCUACACCGACUGCAACCUUAACACUAAUAAUCAAAAUGACAUCGCUCUGAUCAAGACAACAACUCCGAUCCAGAUGAAUCCCGGAGUAGGAAUCGCUUGUCUACCAUUCAAAUACAACACUAACACGGUAAGCCAGUUUUCCGGCUAUACAGUUGAGGCAGCCGGUUGGGGUACCACGGAAUUUAGCGGUCCGCGACCCAAUAUUCUACAAAAGGUUCAGCUGAAUGUUAUCUCCCAACCUCAAUGCCAGUCAGUUUUGGGCAGUGCAAUUAAUAAUAAUCACAUCUGCACUUUCACUACGAAUAAGGACACUUGCCAGUACGAUUCUGGCGGUGGCCUCUGGUGGACUGGACCAGAUAAUGGACGUCUCUAUGUUAUUGGGAUUAACAGCUUCGGAGUUGCAUGUGCAGAUAAUAGGACACCAUCAGUUGCCACCCGAGUAACUCAAUAUCUCAACUGGAUUAUGGUAAACUCCCCAGAAUCUAGAUACUGCAGCGUUUAAAACUCUUACAUAUAUUGAAAAAAAUAUAUAUUUUUGUUAUUCCCUAAUUACUGGGAGACACUGCUACUGAUGUUUUUCUUAUCAUCGGGAAAGAAAAUAAUCUUGUACAUGAAAUAUAUUUUUUGGUACUUAUA
Messenger RNA from Phlebotomus papatasi, 1839 nucleotides. RefSeq names its product venom serine protease-like. The coding region runs from base 515 to 1705 and encodes 396 amino acids. The transcript has 4 exons. The record is from RefSeq and is a predicted model, not a curated record. Gene Ontology annotation, molecular function: serine-type endopeptidase activity. Lineage: Eukaryota; Metazoa; Arthropoda; Insecta; Diptera; Psychodidae. Gene Ontology annotation, biological process: proteolysis.